GUGGUGGUGGUGGUGGUGAUGAUGGUGUAGGGGUGCAGCAGGGGAGUAGGGAGUGUACCUGGCUGAAGUACCCGACCACGCUGGCGUCGCGCUGGCGGUACAAGCUGCGACCUGAACGGGCUCUGACCUCAUGGACGGUGCCCAUGGUGCUCAUGAUGCUCCUUUUCCGUUUCUUUUGCAGCGACGACGAUGAUGACCAGCAGACGCCGCGCGCUGCAUUGGGGUCGUGGAAACCGCAGAAAUUUGUGGCGGGCCUGGGCGCGCUACCGCAUGCUGGGUGAGGAUGAGGGUGAGGGUGACAGUGGAGUGGGCUAGAGGUUCCAGCAGUCCAGCGGUCCAGCGGUCCAGCCUGGCCACCAGCGCAUCGUAUGGCACUGCUGGGCAGCGUCCAGCGCCCAUCCACAGCGCCCACCCACAGCACGCAUUCACUCUGGCUGGCCCUCCACUGCCUGCUUCCUCCCCCCCCGACAGCUGCAGGCAAAGUCGACGACUACUUAGGUACCGUACCUAACACACUCUCCCUAGUAGUACUUCGUAGGUAUGGGGCCAAGAACAGAGCCAAGCGCCCGGUGGGCCGUUCGACCCAUGCGCCUCGAUGGAUCAUCAGGUCGCCGCUGGGUGGAUAUGCACAGGCAUGGACGACGAGGGUUGACGAGGGUUGACGAGGAUUGGCGAGGGUUCCUGGUUGGCUUGGGCCUCCUUGGUCUGUCCUUGGGUCCCUGCCUGCCUACCUAGGUACCUAGUAGGUUGGCUUUACCUCUUUAGGGCUCCCUGGUCAGUACACACCCAGGUAGUACCUUGGUGCAUCCCUG
Messenger RNA from Xylaria bambusicola, 812 nucleotides. RefSeq lists its product as uncharacterized. The transcript has a single exon. Bases 369 to 662 code for a protein of 97 amino acids. The record is from RefSeq and is a predicted model, not a curated record. Lineage: Eukaryota; Fungi; Ascomycota; Sordariomycetes; Xylariales; Xylariaceae.